AUGUACGAGAGAGCCAUUUUGUGGGAACAGGGACUAGAACUUCAAGAAAGUUUUCCAAGCCCCGCAGAUCGAGUAUGGGAAAAGAAUGAAGAUCACUGGGUCCCAGUAUGGAUAAUUGCAAAAAGGGAUCUAGUCAGAGUCGCUGCCACUAUAAAAAGUAAUUCCAAUCCUAUUGUAAUUAAGAUUCUAGCAGAACUUGGUGCCAAGUUUGACUGUGCUUCUAAGGCGGAAAUAGAAGCUGUUCAAAAAUGCGGGGUCUCUGGAGAUCGUAUUAUUUAUGCUAGUGCAGUUAAAUCGAGGCAUUAUAUCUCUUAUGCGAAACAAGUUGGGAUAGAUCGGAUGACUGCUGACUGCGAAACUGAACUUUUCAAAAUCAAACAUCUGUUUCCCGAGGCUAGAGUAGUGAUCCGUAUUAUAUGUAAUUCUGCCAAUGCCGGUAUGCCACUUGGUCUUAAAUUUGGCUGUGAUCCACAGAAAAAGGCAUUUGAAUUGGUAGAUGUGGCAAAAAAUUUGGGACUCCAUUUGCAUGGAUUUAGUUUUCAUGUUGGUAGCCCUUGUGGAGAUCUGUCAGCAUAUGAACGAGGUAUUCGAAUUUGCGAGCAAUUAAUCAAGUAUGCUAGAUCGAAAGGUUGCAGUGAAGCUUGUAUGAUUGACAUUGGAGGAGGAAUUCCUGGUGAAUCUGAAUUUGAUUUUGAUAAGUUUGCAGAUGUAUUACAUGAUGCUACGAAGGACGUAGAUCCUUCGAUAGAGUUUAUAAGCGAGCCUGGAAGAUAUUACGUUUUAGCGAGCACCCACGCUGUUGCCUGUGUAGAAGGAAAAAAAUCAGUAAUUGAAAAUGGAAAGAAGUGUUUUAUGUAUUACUUAAACGAUGGAAUUUUUGGAUCUUUCUCUGCAAAGAUAAUGCGAACAAUUCCCGAAAUUCUAGAUGGCAGAAAGAAUAAACAAGUAUUUUUAUCAAAGCUUUGGGGUCCGUCCGGCGAUCCCUUUGAUUACGUUAUAAAUGAUUAUUUACCUGAAUUAGAAAUUGGUGACUGGCUGUUGUGGAAAAACAUGGGUGCCUACACUACUGUAUUUUCAAAUUCAUUUAACGGAUUUCAGCCACCAUCUGUAUUUGCAUAUAUGCGAAGAAGUGCUUGGGCGGCUCUUCAAGAGGAACUUCUUUUCGUUAAGAUGAAUAAUGCCAAUGGUUAUGAGUAA
This is a messenger RNA of Belonocnema kinseyi, 1197 nucleotides long. RefSeq names its product antizyme inhibitor 2-like. The record is from RefSeq and is a predicted model, not a curated record. The transcript is spliced from 7 exons. Lineage: Eukaryota; Metazoa; Arthropoda; Insecta; Hymenoptera; Cynipidae. The coding region runs from base 1 to 1197 and encodes 398 amino acids. Gene Ontology annotation, molecular function: ornithine decarboxylase activity. Gene Ontology annotation, cellular component: cytoplasm.